Molecule: messenger RNA, 3625 nt
Organism: Astyanax mexicanus (Mexican tetra)
Lineage: Eukaryota; Metazoa; Chordata; Actinopteri; Characiformes; Acestrorhamphidae
Gene: sack1d
Product: family with sequence similarity 83 member D
Exons: 4
Coding region: 261-1898 (545 amino acids)
Biological process (GO): protein localization to mitotic spindle; positive regulation of cell cycle G1/S phase transition; regulation of TOR signaling
Cellular component (GO): cytosol; mitotic spindle pole
Source: RefSeq, a predicted model, not a curated record
AGAUUGGAGCACACCGCUGAAUGGGCGGGGUUUCAAUGAACGGCUCUCGGAUCAGAUUGGAGCGCACAGCUGAGUGGGCGAGGUCUAAGGAAACGGCUCAGAGCGCACCGAUACCUGUUUGCUUCCAAAUUCAAACUCUUGGCCAAUGAACGCGAAGCGUCCUGUCCAAUAGCGUGCUGACUCCGGGGUCACGUGGCGUGUGUUUGUGGCGGUGCGGGAGUGUGCGGGGUUUGCGGGGACUCAGAGCGAGCUGUACCGGGAUGGCGCUGUCUCAGACCCUGGAGGACUCCCCGCUGUGGAGGAGCGGCGGGCCGCGGCCGGAGCGCGGGCUGCCCGCGGGGUACAGUGAGCAGCACCGCCUGGCGCUGGAGGUUCUGGUGUCCGGCGGCGCGGAGGCUUUUCGGGACUUUCUCCGGAGGGAGCGGCUGCCCUGCUUCCUCUCCGCCGCGGAGCUGCGCGGGAUCCUGGGCUCCGCGGCUCCGCCCGCCUUCAGCUCCUCCUCGGAGGACUCGGGCUGUGAGCAGAGCGCCGCGGGGGACGGGUCCUCCCUCACCUACUUCCCCGAGGUCUCAGACCUGGAGCCCCCGCUGCUGGAGCUCGGCUGGCCCGCCUUCACCGCCGGCUCGUUCCGCGGAGUGACCCGGGCUGUGGCUCACUUCCAGCCCGCUUACGGAGACUCCAUCUACUGCUGUAAGGAGGCGGCGCGGAGGAUGAUCCGCAGCGCUAAAGAGGUGAUCGCCAUCGUAACGGACUCUUUGACGGACCUUGAUAUUUUCCGGGAUCUGCAGGAGGUGUCCUCCCGCCGCGUCCCCGUUUACAUUGUGCUGGAUCAGUCUUCUCUCCCAGAAUUCCUUGAGAUGUGCAAAACACUUAAUGUGCGCCUGGAUGAGCUACAGUAUAUGAGAGUUCGUACCAUCACCGGCUCAGUUUACUACCUGAGGUCAGGAGCUCGGAUCACUGGGAAAGUUCAUGAGCGCUUCAUGCUGAUUGAUGGGAACAGAGUGGCUACAGGCUCCUACAGAUUCAACUGGACUGAUGGGAAACUUAACAGCAGUAAUCUGAUCGAGCUUUCUGGUCAGAUUACAGAGAGUUUUGAUGAAGAAUUCAGAAUCCUAUACGCUCAGUCCCUCCCGGUCAGCCCUGCUGUUUCCUAUAGUAUCAGGAGCAGCGCCGUCUACGACCAUCUGCUGCCCAAAACCCCAAAACUCCAGAGCAGCAGAGCUCUGCUCUUACAGUCUGCACGUCUGACCAGCACCCCCAACAAGCCUCACCCUCCGCAGAAUGAACAGAUCAGAGAGAGAGAGGUAGAAGAAAGAAAAAGCUCUGCGGUGUCCGACACUUCCACUCUGGGGGAGGACUGGAUGGAGAAGGAGCUCCAGCAGAACAUCAUCACUGGAGAACUUCCAUGUUUGGAGAGCGAUACCAAAAAGAGCCCUAGUCUUCAUUCUGUUGGAGUCAUGACUUCUGCUUCUGCUGCACCAGUCCGACACAUUUCCACACAAACCAGCCCGGUAAAGAACAGCGUGGUCCAGACAGAAACACACUCCAUCUCCACACCCCACUCACACUCCUCCAGCCCCAGUUCCUCCUCCUCCACCACGAGCUCGUCCCAGUCUGUGGAUGAUCCGGCUCCCCAGACGCUGGAGAUCUCCUCUCUAACUCGCCGCAGUAACCUGAGAGAAUGCUUCUGCAGACUGGCCAAAGAGCGGCAGACCCACUACACCACCAUCCGCUCCAAACUGGACCACAUGAUGCUCCUGCUGACCCACAGGUGCGAACAGGCCGACGUCGGUCUGUCCAUCGGGGCGGGUCUGCAGAGAGCUCACAGAGACGCCACCCAGGCAGCCAGGGAGGCGGUGUAUAUGGGGACGUGGCCCAGAGCACGGGGUCUACAGUAAACCACAGCAGCACCAGUAGAAGGAAGGGCUGGGAAGUAGGGGUGGGCGAUAUGGCCCUUAAAUAAUAUUGUGAUAUUUCAUGGUAUUUUCACAAUUAUGAUACUCUCAGCAAUAUGAAAAAAACACUGAAUUAAAUAUAUAAUUUUCAAAAAUACACUACUGGGAAAAAAAUGAAAAUUACAUUUUUUUUUAUUGCAUAUAUGAUAUGACAUUAUAUGGCACACCCCUAACUGAGAUAUUUAAAAAAUACAAGAAUUUUAUCAGAUUUGUAACAGAAGUCUAAAAGAUCCAGAAUUAUUAGUCAUGAUACUAAUAAUAAUAAAGCACGCUAAAUAUCUCCAUAUAUCCAGGAUUAAAGUAAAAUAAAUGAUACUGGACAGAUAUAAUCUGUCUCUAAUAGAUAUAUAUAAUGAGAACAGUGUGAAUUUUUCUUUUGAUAAAAACAUUAAACAAAAUGGUACCAUGAUGUGAUAAUUAGGGAUGGGUGGCACCAUUUUAGGUAAAGGUAAAUGUACAAUGCGUACAAUUCGAUAUGGCACACCCCUACUAGGUAUUGUUUUAAAAUUUCUAAUACCGGUACGAUACUAAGAAUUUAAUACUGAUAUCCAAACAAUAUUUUUUUUGUUACCUUUCUUCUAGAUUGUGACUAAAAAAUACAAAAAGUGAUCAUUAUUCUCAUACUGUCACCAUUAAAAGCUCCAUCUUUAUGGAUCUUUGAAUUUUUAAAAGUAGAGUCAGACUUUAGAGUACUUUGACAUGUUUACCUCUCAGUUGAUCAUUUGGUACUUGGUAGUACCGAGACAUUUCUCUCUGUACCUUUUUGGUAUCAAAUUUCAAUGUCCAGCCCUGUCAAAGACAAUAAGGACUCAGUAAACUCUCUGUAGUAUCACCAAAUAAUCAUGUUUGUUACAGAUUUAUGUAUCACAUCAUUUUUUUCUGUCAUAAUAAUCUGUAUUGUGGGUUUGUGGCUUUGUAAUGUCUGUUUGGAACACUGUGGUGAUCAGGAGGGUAAUUGUGUUUACUGCUGUAACUACUGUGUUGAUGGGUUGUAGUUUUUUGAAAAAGUGAGUGAUGUUUCCAGCCGAGGUCAAUAGAACAGUUGAGGAGUAAAACAAAAGCGUUGAAAAGAAACCAGCACAGAAAAUGUAGGAAACACGAUUGACACUAAAUGGAAUCUGUUACCUAACAGUAAAUAAUUACUGAUUAUGGGCUAUUAAGGGUCCAGUAUGAUCAGUGGAGCUGAUAUAGUGGGUUUAGAAACAUAGCUUAUCUGUUAUCAGCUAAUAUGUCAAGUUAUUGUCAACACGUGUGUUUCAACAAGUGUGGGAAACAAAUUUACAUACUGUAAUAUGUGUGGUGGGAAUAUUAACAAAAUUAAACUUAAUAAUUUUUUUAAGAAUAAUAUGCAAGAGAAAUGAAUAGCAAUUUAAUUUAAUAGCCACAUGUAUUACUACUAAGUGCCUUAAAGGGAACUAAACUCCCGGAUUUUAGCUGACUGCACCUUCAGCUCAGAUUUGACAAAUGCUGUAAAAUGGGAAGGGCACUGGGUGAUGUAUGGGUUUAGGGGCAGGGCAGGGAGGAGGGCUAAGGGGGCAGGGCUGCUGUGGGUUAUAGCUAAUGGUUUUCUGAUCAGACCAGGCUUACCUGGAUGUGAAGGGUCAGAAUUGUCGGGGAUUUAAUAUAAUAUGUUCUGAUUUUAAGGAAAUAAAGUAAUUUCUUUUAAACUC